This is a messenger RNA of Branchiostoma belcheri (Belcher's lancelet), 841 nucleotides long. RefSeq lists its product as uncharacterized. The record is from RefSeq and is a predicted model, not a curated record. The coding region runs from base 148 to 645 and encodes 165 amino acids. The transcript has 4 exons. NCBI's taxonomy places the organism in Eukaryota, Metazoa, Chordata, Leptocardii, Amphioxiformes, Branchiostomatidae.
GUUUCUGUGAACAAGGUGUUUACUCGUAAACAACAGUCCGUACGUGGUACCUACAUCGUCCAAGCCUUCUCCCUGCUGCCUAAUUCAAUAACCAGUACAGUACAAAUUUGGUGGCAAACGGCUACCUUAGCAGACUGCAGGUUAAAGAUGAAGAGGUCUAACAAGGGAACACAGAUGUCAAGUACGACGGUUCGGGACAGCCAAUCAGACGGCCGGUACUAUCAGACUAAGCUGCAAUCAGAGGAGCUCUACCGGCUGAACUUGGACAUGAUUGGACUGCGGGCGAGGUGCCGAGACCUGGAGACCAGACUGGAGGAUCUGGUGUUUGUGGUACAGCGGUACCGGGACCAGCGGGACGCCCUACAUCGCACCUCGGAGGUGUACCGGCUCAGCCGCGACGGCGACCGGGCGGAACUACGGCGCAUCCGCUGGGAAAACUUCGACCUGAAACGCGAGAACGACGCUCUAAAGAGCAUCAUAUCAAAUAUGAGGACAAAACAGUACUACUUCGGCAAUGCCCUACACGGAGGUCCCAGCCAAAUGGAGAUGCUGUACUGCCCCCCUUCCACCCUCCUGCCGUACCACAGCCGCUACGAGCGCCCCCUAUCGGCCACUGCUGGAGACGACUUGAAAAUCAUUUCAUAAAGGAGCCACGAUAUAAACUGGAGUUAAGGUUACAUAACUAAUGUGUUGGAAUCCACCACACAUUGGCAAGUCACAGUGCAGUAAUCUACGAACUUGAAGGCCUGAGGAGAUCUUAUAAAAUUAAAUCCACAUCUUGUACUUGAACAUGAAGGUCUGUUAGAAAGACAGGACCACGAAUAAAGACAGUAUCAUACUA